Antrostomus carolinensis (chuck-will's-widow) is the source of this 2187-nucleotide messenger RNA. Its product is annotated as suppressor of tumorigenicity 14 protein. The record is from RefSeq and is a predicted model, not a curated record. NCBI's taxonomy places the organism in Eukaryota, Metazoa, Chordata, Aves, Caprimulgiformes, Caprimulgidae. Gene Ontology annotation, molecular function: serine-type endopeptidase activity; protein binding. Gene Ontology annotation, biological process: proteolysis.
AUGAUACGGGCUUUGCCCUCCAGCUGGGUUUCUGUGUGCAGCGUAUCAGCUCCAUACCACUCUGAGCAGACUGCAGGGCAGGAAAGUCUACAUAUUCACUACUGCCCAUCCUACCAAGAAGGCUUGUGUCAAAAGUGCUGUUUCUUCAAAUGGAUGAGGUUGUGUUUCUGGAAAAGAUGGCUUCUAGGAAUAUUACUUAUAGUUUCUUUAACAGUUGCAGUAAUCAUGCUAGUCCUGCAUUAUUUGUUCUCUCCAGCUUUCUCCUUUAUUUAUAUCGGGGGAAGCGUAGAAAUUCUUAAUUUGACUUAUACAAAUGACCUCAAUGAUCCAAAGUCACAGAAAUUCCUCUUGCAAGCAGAAGCAAUCCAAAAUUAUUUUGCAGAAUCGUAUGAGUCUUCCUCCUGGGGAAAGUACUACAUGAAGUCUGUAGUAGCUGCUUUCAGUGAAGGAGAAUCUGGACUCCGAGCUUACUACUGGAAUAUAUUCUGGGCACCACAAUAUAUGGUUGCUUCUCUUAAAAAAUUAACCCCAGUGGAACAAAAAGAAAUCAGUCAUAAACAGGCAGCUCAUAUGUUCAAUUCUUCUGGGGAGGAAGAUUUUGAUCUUGUUACAAUGGAGCUUUUUGUUUCAGAUUCCACAGAGUAUGAAGUGAUGCUAAAAUCAGUAUCCUUUGACCUGUAUGCCAAGCCAGGUAACAACAGGACUCUAACUCUGAUGAAUCCCAAAAAGUCUUUUUAUCAAUGGAGACUGCGAAUUCCCUCUAACUGUGUGGUGAGACUGGUAGUUAUCACUUUGCAUGGUGUUACUCCAGAGAGCUGUGCAUCCCACCACUUAUCAGCAUACGAUUUCCUUCUUCCUCUGCAGAACAAGAUCAUUACAAGAUGGUGUGGACCUGGGGUCUGGACUCCUCCUGUUGUACGCUUAACUUCAUCAAGUAAUGUAAUGUUGCUCACCUUCUCACUGGACCGAAGAGAAGAAAGCAACAUAUUGAAAGCUCACUUUCAAGCCAUUCCUAAAAUCAUGUGUGGUGGUCAUUAUAUUUCCUGGAAUGGGACACUGAGUUCCCCCUAUUACCCAAGUUAUUACUCACCAAACAUUGACUGCAGCUGGAUCAUCAGAACACCAUUGCCUGGCUACAAGCUCUUAUUAAAAAUCAUCAUAAUACAAAUCCAAGAGAAGUCUCCAGGGUCUAGUAAAUGUGAUAAAGACUGGUUAGAAAUUGAUGGGGUUAGAUACUGCAAAGCUCUCUCAGAAAGCAAUAGAAGCAGAGAAUAUGGCUAUUCUGUGGCAAUCAACUUCCAUUCUGAUGAACUUGUCACCCACAGAGGAUUUUAUAUCGAAUACAAAGCCUUCAGUCACACAGAUCGUUGUAAUCCAGAAUGGUUCAAUUGUGGUGAUGGGAAGUGUAAGCAUCAGUAUAAAUCUUGUAAAGAUGCUGACAGCUGUGGGGAGGACAGUGAUGAAAACAAUUGCUCCUAUAAAAGUUGCCCCCCUUAUGCGUACAAAUGCCUCAAUGGAAAAUGUUUGCUGAAACCAAAUCCCGAGUGUGAUGGGAAAAGAGAUUGUGCAGGUGGAUCUGAUGAAAUGAACUGUGCCUGUGGAAGACACCAGCUUAAGAAAACCAGAAUUGUUGGAGGUGAAGAUGCAAGUUCUGGAAAGUGGCCUUGGCAAGCAAGUUUACAGAUGGGAGCACAGGGUCAUGUAUGUGAUGCAUCUGUUAUUUCCAAUAGGUGACUCAUAUCUGCUGCCCAUUGCUUCCUGGAUUCUGAUUCUGUGAGAUACUCGGUUCCUUCGGGAUGGAGAGCAUAUAUGGGCUUAUGUGCUAUUAAUGAAAAGAGCAAUCGUGUAGCUAUGAGAUCCAUCAAAAGGAUUAUUGUCCACCCACAGUAUGACAAAUCCAUCUCAGACUAUGACAUUGCCCUGUUGGAAAUGGAGAUGCCUGUAUUCUUCAGUGAGCUGGUACAGCCCAUUUGUUUACCCAGCACCUCUACAGUAUUUGUUUAUGGAACUGUCUGCUAUGUAACUGGCUGGGGAGCCAUAAAAGAAAAUAGUCAUCUUGCCAAAACAUUGCAGGAAGCUCAAGUGAGAAUAAUUAACCAAAGCAUUUGCAACAAACUGUACAACGAUCUUAUCACGUCACGUAUGCUGUGUGCUGGGAAUCUUAAUGGUGGUGUUGAUGCGUGCCAG